AUGGUACAAUGGGGCUUCGAGACAGAAGGCAACCAAGUUAUCGACAAAUUCCCUGAAAAUGUUAGGGGUAGACGAUUUGUCAUCACGGGGUCAAGUGAGGGUGGUCUAGGAGCAGAGUCGGCCUAUUCUCUAGCCCGUGCGUCUCCCGCCCAGAUUGUCUUUAUGGGCCGUUCGUGGGAGAAGACAAAGGCUGUGGUCGACAAGGUCAAGUCUAUCGGCUCAUCCAUCGACGUCAAGUUUGUCCAGCUUGAACUUGAUUCGCUUACUAGCGUGCGCAAAGCCGCAAAGGAAAUUAAUGAUGAUGCCUCCAUUCCCAGUAUUGACGUGUUGAUGCUCAAUGCCGGUGUCAUGGCUCUGCCAAAUCUACAAUUGACACAGGAUGGGCUUGAAGCACACUUUGGCACCAAUCAUAUUGGGCACUUUCUUUUGGCAAAUCUCAUCAUGCCCAAGGUACUGGCUGCCAUCCGACCCAACCCUAAUGGUGAAAUUGGUGGUUCAGGAACUCCUCGCAUUGUUACUGUCUCCAGCUACGGAAACAUAUUCUCCGGCAUUCGGUUUGACGACCUUACCUUUGGAAAUGGGAAAGAUUACAAUCCGUGGAAAGCAUAUGGCCAAAGCAAGACUGCCAACAUUCUGAUGACGAUUUCGUUGAAUGAGAAAUUCCGUUCGCAGGGAUUCGCUGCGUAUACUCUAAAUCCUGGAUCGAUUCGAACUAGCCUUAUUCGCCACUUAAAUGACGAGUCGACAAAAUCGUUCAUGGAAUUGUUAGCAGAGCAUAAAAAGGAAAGAUACCCGCCAAAGACACUACAGCAAGGCUGUUCUACCCAAUUGAGAGCAGCACUGGAUCCGACUCUUCCUCCUAACGAAGAAAUCUUCUUUUUGCAUGAUACUCAACCUCUGUUGAAGGGCGAGGACGUGAAAGUCCUAGCAGCCCACUCGGCAGAUAUUGACCAGGCACACAAGCUGUGGGACCUCAGUAACAAGAUUGUUGGGGAGCAAUUCUGA
Messenger RNA from Trichoderma harzianum CBS 226.95, 1005 nucleotides. RefSeq lists its product as hypothetical. NCBI's taxonomy places the organism in Eukaryota, Fungi, Ascomycota, Sordariomycetes, Hypocreales, Hypocreaceae. The transcript is spliced from 4 exons. The record is from RefSeq and is a predicted model, not a curated record. Bases 1 to 1005 code for a protein of 334 amino acids.